AUGCAAGACACCGUUCAGCGCCAGCUCCAGCCAAUCUGGCACCCAACCGUCCCCGCGGACAAAAUCCCCAUGAACAUCUACCGCGCCCACAUCAACCGCAAAUUCGCCCAGAACCUCACCUCCUCCCAAGACCUGCACCGCUGGUCCGUGACAAAUCCUCAAGACUUCUGGCUUGAUCUCCAUGACUACACCGGUAUCAUUCCCAAGCUCCCCGCGAGUGUCACCCAAGCCUACGAUGCUUCUCUGCCGAUGAGCAAGCUCCCGAAGUUCUUCGAGGGCGCUGUUGUGAAUUAUGCGGAGAAUGUGCUUUCGGGAAAACCGUUGGAUAAACUUGCCCUGGUCGGGAUUCGGGAGAUGGAGGCGAUUGAAGGGGAUAAGUGGACUUGGGGAGAUGUUACGGAAAUGGUGAGGAAGGUGCAGGGUGCAUUGAGGGCGAGUGGUGUGCAGAAGGGGGAUCGGGUUGGUGCGAUUAUUUCAACGAGUGUUUGGUCUGUGGUGUUAUUUUUGGCGACGGCUUCGAUUGGGGCUGUUUGGAGUAGUAUUGCGCCGGAUAUUGGGGAGGAGGGCUGCGUCUCCCGCCUCCAACAAAUCUCCCCAAAGAUACUCUUCGCCGACACUGCAUCAACCUUCAAAGGAAAAACCCGCUCCAACCUAUCCAAAAUCCAAGCCGUCUUCGACCGACUCACCAGCAAGCCACAAGUCAUCCUCAUCCCCCUCGCAAACGUCCAAGGCAACCUCCCGUUCCCGACACUAUCCACCUUCCUCACCAAGCCAAACGACAACUCACCCCUGCAAUUCACCCGCGUACCCUACUCCCACCCCCUCUACAUCCUCUACACAAGCGGCACAACCGGCGUCCCCAAAUGCCUCGUCCACGCCCACUCCACAAUAAUCCAACACAAAAAGGUCUCAUUCCUCCACAACUCCCUCGGCCCAGAUGACGUGGUCUUCCAAUACAGCAGCACAUCCUGGGUCCUCUGGAACAUCAUGAUCGGACACCUAUCCGCAGGUCCAACACUAGUCGUCUACGAUGGCUCUCCGCUCUGGCCUAGUCCGAAGGACUUUUUAAAGAUAUUAGAGUUCCACAAGGUCACCUACUGGGGCGUUUCCCCGAGAUACCUUCAGGAACUCGAGAUGACGGGGUGUAUCCCGAAGAACGAGGCCGAUCUUUCGGCACUGAAGAUGGUGCAGACGGGUGGGUCGCAUCUGGCGAAGGAUCAGUAUUAUUGGUUUUAUCGCGCUUUUCCGACUAAAAUUCAUUUGACCAGUGUUACUGGUGGGACGGAUCUGGUUACCUCGUGGAUUGGGACUGAUCCCGCAGGUCCGGUGUACCCGGGUGAGAUUCAGCUGCCGAUACUAGGACAGGAUGUUGAUAUCGCGGAUGCUAUUACGGGUGAGUCCGUGAGGGGCUCCGGAAAGCAAGGGGAAUUCGUCUGCCGCAAGCCGUUUCCAUCCAUGCCUGUGUUUUUUUGGGGUGAUGUCGAUGGAUCGAAGUAUCAGGAGACGUACUUUAAUAAAUUCUCCGACUGCUGGGCACAGCAUGACUGGGCGAGCUAUAACCCGUUGACUCGCGGAUGGCAGAUUCAUGGACGGAGCGAUGGCGUCCUAAACCCCCAAGGCAUACGCUUCGGCUCCUCAGACAUCUACUCCAUCGUCGAAGCAGCCCCCUUCAACACCUUCCUCUCCAGCACCCUCUGCGUCGGCCGCCGUCGACCAUCCGACACUGACGAAUCCGUCUUCCUAUUCGUGGUCAUGCAGAAACCCCACAAAAUGACAGAUACAUUCAGGGAGAGUUUGAAAGACGCUAUCCGGAAGGGACUGAGUAACAAGCACGUUCCGAGGUUCGUGAUUGAGGUUGACGAGAUCCCUAUGACGGUUAAUGGGAAGAAGGUUGAGACGUUGGUGAGAGGGAUUAUUUCGAGUGGGAAGUUGCCGGAGAAGGUCAGUAACACGGUUGCUAAUCCGGGGUGUUUACGUGCUUUUGUGAGGUUCUUUGGGUUGGAGGUGGAGGCGAGGAGGGCUAAGCUGUAG
Molecule: messenger RNA, 2031 nt
Organism: Aspergillus glaucus CBS 516.65
Lineage: Eukaryota; Fungi; Ascomycota; Eurotiomycetes; Eurotiales; Aspergillaceae
Exons: 3
Coding region: 1-2031 (676 amino acids)
Biological process (GO): lipid metabolic process
Cellular component (GO): cytosol
Molecular function (GO): acetoacetate-CoA ligase activity
Source: RefSeq, a predicted model, not a curated record